GGCUGGGGGGGUGCUGGAGCCUGCACGGGCAACCCUUACGCCUACGGCGGCCACUGCGCCCCGUCACAUCUAUUGGAUUUCUCUGGAGUGACCACAGCAAUAUUUCAAGCCCUUGAGAUCUUCUAGAACCUUGCCACCUCCCUGCAUCAAGAGACUUGUUUUGUGGCCUAAGAUAUGGUUUAUUCUGGAGCAUGUCCCAUGUACUGAUGAAAACAGUAUGUCUUCUGCAGCAGCUUGGUCUGGAGAGCCGCCUUAGACUCUCCAGUGAGUCUGUUCAAACAACUGCCUCUGUUACCCUGACUUGUCUCAGAUUUCAUCGACCUCGAUGAGUCCUGGCACUAGUAAUGUCAUAGAAACUGCCACUGAGCCUGACAGAGUUGGUACUCAAAAAUGCAGAAUGGGAAGAAACGGUGGCCAGGAGGGGCCUCCGGGGACACUCCUGACCAUUCUGAAGAAGAUGAAGCAGAAAGAGCAGGAGGUGCGACUGCUCAUGCUUGGCCUGCACAAUGCUGGGAAGACAACCAUCCUGAAGAAUUUCAACAGGGAGGACGUCGACACGAUCUCCCUGACACUGGGCUUCAACAUCAAGACCCUGGAGCACCGAGGAUUCAAGCUGAACAUCUGGGAUGUGGGCGGCCAAAAGUCUCUGCGAUCCUACUGGCAAAACUACUUUGAGAGCACCGACGGCCUCAUCUGGGUGGUGGACAGCGUGGACCACCAGCACAUGCAGGACUGCCAGCGGGAGCUCCACAGCUUGCUGCUGGAGGAGCGCCUGGACGAGCGCCUGGACAGAGCAAUCCUCCUCAUCUUUGCCAACAAGCAGGACCUGCCUAGAGCACUGUCCUCUAACGCCAUCUGUGAGGCCCUGGAGCUGGACUCUAUCCACAGCCACCACUGGUGCAUCCAGAGCUACAGCGCCGUCACUGGAGAGAACCUGCUGCAGGGCACUGACUGGCUCCCGGAUGACAUUUCCAGCGGAAUCUUCACAGCUGAAUGAGCCACUUCAGAUGCCCGCCACCUAGUAGUCUAGGUUCCCCAACCCUCACCAAACACUAUCCACAGGGGGAUGGGAGUCAGACUAACACUCCCCCUCCUCUACCCCUAACCUGCUGCUGCUACUGCUGCCCGCUGCUGCUCUGUGGCGGGAGGGCUGUGCCCUGGCUGUCUCCCUUGCUCCUGACCUGGCCUUUGGCUGCCAUAUCAAGAAGAGAGGGCUAGGCAGGCGGAAGCUGCCUCUGCUGCUACCGAGGCUGUGGGCCUCAUCCUUCGCUCAGCUGUGAAAUAAAUCACUCCUUGUCCUGGAAAAAAAAAU
Saimiri boliviensis boliviensis (Bolivian squirrel monkey) is the source of this 1312-nucleotide messenger RNA. RefSeq names its product ADP-ribosylation factor-like protein 2. The record is from RefSeq and is a predicted model, not a curated record. Gene Ontology annotation, molecular function: GTP binding; GTPase activity. Lineage: Eukaryota; Metazoa; Chordata; Mammalia; Primates; Cebidae.